GGGCGCAGCUGGCGCGGUCGGUCUAGUGCAGCGCUCGGCUCCGCGCCUCGGGCGCUCGGCUUCACCUUCAGAGGCGCGGGGCGUGCGCGUCCUCCUCCCCGGGCCACCCGCCUCCCCGCCAAGGUGCUUGCUGCCCUCUACCAUGCUCUCCAGGUAAGACAUGCCCCUCCGCGGUGCAGGCGCACUUCUGCAGCCGGCAAGCGGGAGUUUCGCCUGAACAUGGAGAGAUAAGACGCAGGCCCACGUGACCGAGCGCCGUGCGUGCCCCGCCCCGGCCGUGCGAGCCAUCGUCGUCGUCGUCGAGAUGGACCGCCCCCGAGAGGCCGAGAUGGAGCUGAGAAGGGGCCCCAGCCCACCCAGGGUCAGCAGGAGCCCCGAGGCGGACGGGGACAAGGCGCUGAGCCACAGCUGCUGCAUCUGCGGCAAGAGCUUUCCCUUCCAGAGCUCCUUAUCCCAGCACAUGCGCAAGCAUACGGGCGAGAAGCCCUACAAGUGUCCCUACUGCGACCACCGGGCUUCCCAGAAGGGCAACCUGAAGAUCCACAUCCGCGGCCACCGCACGGGGACUCUGAUCCAGGGCCACGAGCCCGAGGCGGGCGAGACGCGCGUGUCCGAGGGCCUGGACGGCUGCGCCAGCCCCACGAAGAGCACCUCGGCCUGCAACAAGAUCCUGAAUGGCGCCACCCAGGUGGACAGUGGCAAGAUCCUGCUGAGGAGCAGCAAGAAGGAGGCGGAGGGGGCGGCGUGCGCGGCGGAGGAGGCCAAGGCGGCGGCGGCGGCGGCGGCGGGGCAGUGCUCCUUCUGCAAGAGCAAGUUUGAGCGCAGGAAGGACCUGGAGCAGCACGUGCACCAGGCACACAAGCCCUUCAAGUGCCGGCUGUGCAGCUACGUGACCCUGCGGGAGGAGUCCCUGCUCAGCCACAUCGAGAAGGACCACAUCACGGCCCAGGGGCCCCGCGGCGACACCUUCGCAGAGAACGGCAAGCCUGAGCUGCCCCCCGGCGAGUUCCCCUGCGAGGUGUGCGGCCAGGCCUUCAGCCAGACCUGGUUCCUGAAGGCGCACAUGAAGAAGCACAGGGGCUCCUUCGACCAUGGCUGCCACAUCUGCGGCCGGAGAUUCAAGGAGCCGUGGUUCCUGAAAAACCACAUGAAGGCACACGGCCCGAAGGCGGGGAGCAAGAACAAACCCCGGAGCGAGCUGGACCCCAUCGCCACCAUCAACAACGUGGUGCAGGAGGAGAUGAUUGUGGCCGGCCUAAGCCUCUACGAAGUCUGCACCAAGUGCGGGAACCUGUUUACGAACCUGGACAGCUUGAACGCGCACAACGCCAUCCACCGCCGGGUGGAGGCCGGCAGGCCACGGGCCCCCGUCGGGGAGGGCCCGGCGCCCGGCCCCGCCGACUCCCAGCAGCUCUUCCUUCAGUGCCUGAACCUGCGCCCCGCGGCCGGCGCGCCCGCCCUCGGGCAGGCCGGGCGGCGCGUGGCCGAGCUGGACCCGGUCAACAGCUACCAGGCCUGGCAGCUGGCCACGCGGGGCAGGGUGGCCGAGCCGGCCGAGUACCUCAAGUACGCAGCGUGGGACGAGGCGCUGGCUGGGGACGUGGCCUUCGACAAGGAGCGGCGCGAGUUCAUCCUCGUGAGCCAGGAGAAGCGCAAGCGCGAGCCCGAGCCCGGUGCGCAGGGGCCCCCGCGCAAAAGGGCGGGCACGCCCGGGGACCCCGCGCCCGGGCCCCCGGACCCCCGGCCGGCCGCGCGCCCCAGCCGCCGCGCCGCCGCCCCCGCCGGCCACGGCAAGUCGUCCGAGUGCUUCGAGUGCGGCAAGAUCUUCCGCACGUACCACCAAAUGGUGCUGCACUCGCGGGUGCACCGCCGCGCGCGCCGCGACCGCGACGGCCCCGGGGACCGCGCGCCCCGCGCCCGCUGCGGCUCGCUCAGCGAGGGCGACUCGGCCUCGCAGCCCAGCAGCCCCGGCUCGGCCUGCGCCGUCGCCGACUCCCCGGGCUCCGGCCUGGCCGACGAGGCCGCCUACGAGAGCGGAGAGGAGGGCGCGGCCCACCCUGCACCAGGGACAAAGCCACACCGCUGCUGCUUUCCUGAAGAAGUAGCCUCCGCUGCGCUCUCCAACGGAGACCAAAGUCACACACUUGGAAAUAACCCAUCGGGAAGAGCUGCCAGGGAGCCCAGCGUGGGGAUCACAGCUUCUGUGUCCGUACUUGAAAGCAGUGGCAGAGACACUUCCAAGAGACCAGAGCAGCCUAGGUUUUCUGUGGACUUAAAGAUGCCAGCAUUUCACCCCAGGCAAGAAGGCCCUGGCUCCAGGGAUGCAGCGGACUUCCCUUCUCAUCCCACUCAGACUGCAGAUCUGCAGCUCCCCUCUGAGAGCCAAGCCACCCACCCGAAAGAGAAGCUGUCCAAUUUGCACAAUAAGCAGCAUUCCGGGGGAGGGAAACGGGCGCCGGCCCCAGACCUGAUCCCGCUGGACCUGAGUGAGCGGUCGACGCGGGAGGACCCCAGCCACAAGGAGCUGGCCUCCUCCCUGCAAGCUGCUCUGGCCGUCCACCCGUGUCCAUACUGCAACCAUAGGACCUACUACCCCGAGGUGCUGUGGAUGCACGAGCGCAUCUGGCACAGGGUCAGCUGCCACUCCAUGGCCCCCCAGUGGAUUCAGCCCAACGGUUACAAAAGUAUCAGAAACAACUUGGUUUUCCUCACCCGGAGCGGACGCACGGGCCCCCCGCCUGCCCUUGGGGGCAAAGAGUGCCAGCCUCUGCCCAUCUCCCGGUUCACCCGCACUCAGGUGCCGGGCGGGGCGCCGGGCCCCAAAGGGAGCCCCUCGCCCCUGGGGGUGCCCACGAAAGCCGCCGGCUUGCCCAGGAGCAAGGAGAGCCACCCCGGGGGGCCCUGCGCGCUCUGGGCGGCCGGCCCCGAUGCGCAUCGGCAGACCAAGCCCGGCCCCGGCCCCGAGCAGCCCGGGGCUCCGCCGCCCCCGUCCAAGCCCAAGCAGGAGGCCGGCCCCAGACCCGGGCCCGCGGCGGGCAGCGGGGGCUUCAGCAGAAGUGCCACACCGACGCCCACCGUCAUCUCCCGGGCGGCUCCCCAGCCCCCGGCCAACAGCAGGCAGGGGGACAAGUAUGGCCUCCCCCCAGCGGGGGCCGGCCUCGGUCCCCCAAAUAAGCACAGUGCCCUGGACCCGCCCAAAGCCAAAUUCAGCCCUCAGCCUCAGGGUCAAGCGCACGGGAAAGGUGACGGGGGGCCCCCUCUACCUCCCCGAGAGCCCCCCGCCAAGGUCGGCUCCAGAGGGCCUGUGGCCUCGCAGGCCCAGCCCGUCCUACACAUCAUCAAGCAGGAACCUGCGUCCGAGGGCCCCGAGAAACGCCUGGACAUCCUCAAUAUCUUCAAGACGUACAUUCCAAAGGACUUGGCUUCUCUCUACCAGAGCUGGGGCGGCAACGGCCCUGCGCUCGAGCACAGAGGGACGCUCCGGACGCCGGCCCACCAGGGAGACUUGGUCUGCGUGGAGUGUGGGAAGUGUUUCCACCAGUCUAGCCAUCUCCGGGCCCACACGCGGGCUCACACAGUGUUGUUUGAGUCUAACGGCCUCCGAGGUGCUGAAGCCCACGCCACCUCCGCAGAUGCCCCCAAACAAGGGAGAGACCAUUCUAAUGCAGAUACUGUCCAAACAGUGCCUCUCAGAAAGGGAACCUAGAGACACGCUUUCACCAUCCCCGGUGCCCCUGGACGGUGUCCGCAGUUCCCUUGUGGAUGUCCCGACCGUGACCCUGACCUCCCCGUGGAAGAACUCCCGACCGGACACCUCAGAUCUGCAGCCGCUGGGCGGAGCGGAAGCUGAAGGGAGGGCUUCUCCUUGUUACACAUUAAACAUCAACGAAGAUGCUCGACUUAGAAUUACAUGUAGAUAUUCUGUAUGCAUAUACGUGCUCACCGACCAUAGUCCGUAUUUUCUUAUAAUAAACGGUGGAGGUGGGAGGCACGGUAGGAGCACAAAGCAUCGAUAUCGUUCAAGACAGGUUUGAGACACUGGAAGAAAGAUGCUCAUGUGUGUUGGACAGAGUGAAGCAGCCAGGCACUGUAACAGAAGCCGCCACCGAUGCUCAGAGGCCUGUUGGAGGUGGCGUCAGAACGGACAGCGGAGGGGUCCAGGUUGACGGAGUUUUGACGCUCUGGCCUCUCCUUGUCUUAGUGGGUAUUUAAAAUAGUGAGUAAAAGAGGAAGGAUGGGCGUUGAGGUGCUGUGGAAACAGGCUCGAUGGGGGGCGGGUGGGUGACGAGGUCCUCCUUCCUCAGUGGUCCCAUCGCAUCCCCUUGGGGGCCCCCUGCGUUUCCCAGGUGUGUCCCUCUCUCCCGUCUGUGCUCAGUGAAUCCGGCAGAGGAAACACAUCCACGGGAAGGCUUUUGUUGUGCUUCGGAAAAGAGCUAGUUGAACACUAAGAAAAACAGGCUUCUUUGUUUAUUCUCAGGACCUUUUGGUAACAGGGCUACAUUCUGCAAACUGCUUACAACGGAAGACUGCCUGUCUUAACAAAUUAUCUAGCCACUGAACCCCCCUCGAUUUGGACCCUUUUAGUCGUAGCGGGAGGAUCCCUGAGCCCGUGGGGGGCCCAGGUCGCCGGGGUCCUGGUGCUCUGGGGCCUCCUGUGCCCCCCUCCCUCCCUGCCUUCCUGUCCAUCUGUCCCAGCAAGUAGGCGUCUUUUCUUCUUGGGCCGGGGGGCCUCCAUGGGACGAGUCCCCUCAUUCCCAGAGUGUGGAGGCCCCCCGGCCCGUGGGUCGGGCAGCUUUAUAUACCUCUUCCUCAGUCGCGCAGAUGCCAGUCUUAGCGGUGGGGCGUUAAGGGCCGUAACAAAGGGUCUUAAACCUUGGCAGUGUCCGCAGUUAAAUUGUAUUCCACAGAUAUAAAUAUUUUCUUUUCCUAUUACCAUGACACCAUGUGUGAUGGUAAUGUUUCUGAGAGUUUCAGAUUUUUGCACAUAAUGAUUUUAUGCAUUAUCAAAAGUUACUGCUGCCUUGAAUGAAAAUGUUCUGUGAAAUUUUUUGCAAAAGCUUUACUAGGUUUUUUUUAAUUGUGAAAUUUUGUAAAGGCAGGAAGUGGAUUAAAAUGAGCAUGCUAAAUAUAUUUUUCAAAAAAGCAAUAAUUUUACAUGUACAGAAAUUAUCCUAAUCUUUAAUACUGGUGAGAGCGACAGUUUACUUAAUACAGUAAUGGAUUAGUGCAGUUUUUGUAGAAAAUGGGCUUCUGAUACAAAGACUUGUUUAAACACACACACACACACACACAGACACACACACACACACAGACACACACACACACACCCACCCACACACACACACACACACACACACCCUAAAGUGUGGUUUUCCUGUUCUAAUGAUUUGUUGAAUUAUAUUAUUAUUAUUAUUAUUGUUAUUGUUGUUGUUGUUUUUAGUUAAUGUUUGGUUCUGGAUUCUACUUGUUACUGAAUUUAAAUUACUUGACGGUUCAGGUUACUUUGCAACAUUUGCAAGCAAUGCAAUGUAACUGGCUAGCUUAUAUCUAUAAAUAUAUAUAUACAUGUAUAUACACACACAUAUAGCUGCAUAUAUGUGUGUGUCUAUAUAUAUAACUCUUUUACUUAUUUUUUCCUGAUAUUCUUACACCGGAUGUGUACCGGAAUGAUCUGUCCUGUUGGUGUCAUUAGGAAUGUCCUUGCAGAUACGGUUCAGUGACUGUCCUCUAAAGUUAUUUUGAGCAAAGUUUCAGAGAUACAUUCCUCUGUUCACCCUAGAAAUCAGCAUGCCUUUCUGUUGAUUGUGUUUGAUCAUUCCCAUAGUCUCCCCACAGUGAUGAUUUCUGCGUUUUCUGGCUUUUAGUUUCUUGGCUGACAGUGACGGGUGACCGUCCAGGAACACACAGGGGCUGGUGAUUCGGUCUGCUUCUCUGUUUCCGUUACUCAGAGGACUUCGUACCCACAGUGACGCGAUCGUGUACGUCCUUCCCGUUUCAGAGGCGGCCUUCAGGGCCGCCGGUGUCACCCGGGAGACCCCUUUGCGGGGAGCGGGGUGGAGAGGGGCGCGUCCUGGAGCCCCGUUGGCUGGACACGCAGCCUGAGCCAGUUGGAAUACUGGUUUCCGCCUGGAGCACAGAAGUAAGGUUUUCCCUUAAUUCAGCAGACAGGGGUCGGGGGGCCGUCCAAGAACACCACCCUCCAAGGCAAGCCGUCUGGGGGCCCGACUGUGCUUCCUUUCUUCCACUGAGCAUCAGUAUUGUAUUGGUUUGUUCAUGUGUUUAUGUCCGUUUGACCCUAGUAUUUAAUAAGAUUUGUGUUUUUCUUAUUUAUUUAGCCAAUGUGUUUUGAUUCACUUUUUUUCGAUGGAUAAUUUCCGCAUGGUCUCUCUUGUAAGUCACCCUCUGACUGUUACAGACUUUCUACUACCUCUACCAAUCUGCUGUUUCCUUGUUUCUUAACAGGACUUGAUAGUGUUGGCGUCAAUGUAACUUAGACAAUAAAGGGUUUGGUUGUCUACACUGCAGCUUCUCCGUGUGUCUCCCCGCCCCCGCCCGCACACUCCUGCUGCUGGUGCCACUCCUCGUCCUCCCCUGCUCGCCCCCUUCCUCCUUGUUGUAACACAGAUAAUGAGCUUAGAGACUCUUUCAGGUUAUUCACUCAUAUUCCUUAAUUUGAAGAAUGAACAUUUAAAUUCUCUGAAAAGUCAGCUGUUGGAGCAUCUUCUCCGGGCACUCGUCAGCCGUUCUGUCACUUUUCUCCCCUGGUUCCUGGAAGGCCUUGGGGCCAUCUCAGGUGGAUGCGUUUCGCCUCAGUUAUGGCACAGUACCGAUUUUCAAGCCAAGUGGAUUUUGCCAUUUUGGUUUUGAAAAGUAUUCAGUGCUUUACGAGAUGGCCUCCCAAUAUUUACUUAUUUAUUUUGUAAACCAAGAAAGACACUAGUUUCUUGAAAAGAAGGUGCUCCAGGAAAUGGCCCCGGGGAUGACAGAUGCCACUUUGGCAAGCUUACGGAGCAUUGGUUCUGCCCAGGAUGUCGAGAACCAUCUUCAGAUCUGGCCGCUCUGUCACAGGUUGUACAGUGUCAGGCAAACAGUACACGGAGGCACGUGCACAUGCAGGGUCAUCAUUCGGCACGCCUCUGGGAUGUGGCAUUGGACCCAGCAGGUCGCAGGUGACACCUCCCUGCUGUUUCCCAGGCACCUGGCUCAGGUAGCUGCACCUUCUUUCCACCAGGAGAUAGAGUGUAGCCCACAGGGUCACAGAAGGUGACUGGCAGUUCUCAGUCUGUGCCUGGAACGCAGCACACCUCCUGGGUUUUCACGGCCAGAUUCUCUUUACCAACGUGCCGUCUUGAAAACAGGCAAAUCACCCCCAGGGGGGUGUGAUCGAUGCACAAAAAAACGACUGCGUUUGUACAACUUUACUUUUCCACUUUCAGAAUGUCUCCGUGUCUGAAGUAGUGUAUGCUGUUUCACUGCUUUUAACUUGGGUGCAUUCUAAUCGCAGGACAUUUUAUACACUGAGCAAAAAGAAAGAGAAUAAAAAGAUCACAGGCCAGGACUUCAAGUGAUGGUUUAGGUGCCCCGUAGUGUGUCUGUGUGGAGUGACGGAGGGAAAAUGUUCAUUCUUCAACUUUGCUAAUUAUGCUUUGAGGCAGGAAAAUGCAAAAGACCAUAGAGUUUGUAUUUCUUUUUUAAAAUACAGUUUAUAACAUUAUAUUUUGUACUCUUUAUAUUAGAAUUUGUAACUAGAUCGAUGUAUUUAACUCUAUUUCUGAAAAAAUAAUUCAAUGUUUCA
Messenger RNA from Mesoplodon densirostris (Blainville's beaked whale), 7795 nucleotides. RefSeq names its product zinc finger protein 516 (gene ZNF516). The coding region runs from base 305 to 3706 and encodes 1133 amino acids. Gene Ontology annotation, cellular component: nucleus. The transcript has 6 exons. The record is from RefSeq and is a predicted model, not a curated record. Gene Ontology annotation, biological process: regulation of DNA-templated transcription. Gene Ontology annotation, molecular function: RNA polymerase II cis-regulatory region sequence-specific DNA binding; DNA-binding transcription factor activity, RNA polymerase II-specific. NCBI's taxonomy places the organism in Eukaryota, Metazoa, Chordata, Mammalia, Artiodactyla, Ziphiidae.